AUGGAAAAACUAGAAAUGAAUCCACACAAACAUGAAGAAGAAGACAGGCUUAGCGCUUUGCCGGAUUCAAUCCUUGUUCACAUUCUCUCCUUAAUGCCCACAAAAGAUGCCGCCAGGACAUCCAUCCUGUCCACCAAGUGGAAGCACCUCUUUUUUGAUGUUCCGAAAAUCGAGAUUCGGGCUCCGGAGAUUCAGCCUGAGAAGAGUCAAGAGAAUAUAAUCAGUUUUUUGAAUCGAAGGCUUCUGAGUGGAAGCGCAUCAUCCAUAGACGAGUUUCGAUUGGUGCAUUACUGGAAAGAAGAAUCUCGUGCAACUGAGCCAUGGCUUACUGCUCUAUUAGUUGGUAAUGUUAAAAUUCUCGAAAUUUCUGGAUUCAAUAGUCCCCAUUAUUCGUGCUCUACUCGUUUACCCUCCGGAUUCUUUCACUCCAAAACUUUAGAAUUCUUGCAACUCCAUGGAUCUUUUCGUGUUAAGGUUCCUGAAUUUGUAUGCCUUCACCAUCUCAAGGCACUUUACUUGUCACAUGUUCACUUCGACUUAGGUUGUAGCCCUUACGAGUUUAAGUUUGCUGAAGGGUAUCCUCUGCUUGAAGUUUUGGUACUUGAGGAGAUUAUUUUCAUGCUAAAUUGUGGUUGUAAUGAUGAAUUCAGUGACGACGACGACGACGGCGGUUAUGUUUUUGUAACAAUCUCUUUACCCACUCUGAAAGGGUUAACAGUUAUCAUGGACGAACCCAUAUACCACAUAGAUAUUGAUGCUCCAAGUCUUCGAUCUAUCGACUUCAGUUUUAAAUCCAAUUGUUGUCUCAUCCCGGAAAUAAUUUUUUUGAACUGUGGAUCUUUGGUGUCAGCCAACUUCUUUGUUCAGAUGAUGAAAUUGCGCAGGUAUUACUUGGAAGAGUAUCGAUGGUUGCUACCCCGUUUAUCCAGGAUAGACAAAAUCAAAGAGCUCCACCUCGGCUGUGGCUUUUUUUAUGCUUAUAUGGGUUGUGACGAUUCUUUGCCUACAAAUCCAAAUUUGCUUUUGUCUGCAGUUCAAGAAUUUAUGUCCACCGUAUAUCACUUUUCUGAUACGAGUUUCUUUUGGGAGAGAGAUCUUGUUAUUCUUCCUCCCCAGAUUGAGACACAUUGUCUGAAUCGCAAUCUAAGGCAAAUCAAAUUGCUAGAUUUUGGUGGUGAAUGGAUUGAGGAGGACUUUGUCAUUAUAAGAUACUUUUUGGAGAAUGCCCCGGAGCCUUGUCAAGGACAUGAUACUGACGGGAAGAUGGAUAAUGUUGAUUCCACAGGAAAGAUGGAUGUUUCUGAUUCGAGUUUUCUUUUUGCCCCUUCAAAAUUAAGUAAAUUUUCUGUUGCUACCGUAUCAAGAUGUUUAGAAGGGAAAAAAUCAGAUUCUGAAUCCGUCAAUAAGGAGCCGUAUAAUGUCAAAAUACAAUUUGCUGACUUUGGUACAUCAAAUAACACACUAGCAGCAGAAUUCUCGGACGUGCAAGCUGAAUAUUUGCUGCUUAUGAACCAUAGAGAUUCUCAGCUUAGGCCUUCAGAAUUUAGAGCUGGCAGGUCAUUAUUUGGGGUCGCCAGCCAGAAUCCCAGCGGAUUAAUUGGAGCAUUAUGCGACACCUCCUCUGCUUACUUUGGCUUUCAGCAACUGAGGACCUUUAUACAGAUGAGGACCAAUCUCAAAGUAGUGGACAACUCUGGGGCAAAGAGGGUAAUGUGCAUACAGGCAUUGAAAGGCAAGAGAGGUGCUAGAUUGGGAGACAUGAUAGUUGCAUCAGUAAAAGAAGCUCAACCUGGAGGGAAAGUGAAGAAAGGACAGGUUGUAUACGGUGUCGUCGUUCGCGCCGCGAUGCAGCGAGGCCGUUGUGAUGGAAGUGAAGUCAAGUUUGAUGACAACGCAGUGGUUCUGGUAAACAAGCAAGGAGAGCCAAUUGGAACCAGGGUGUUCGGCCCAGUUCCACAUGAGCUCAGGAAGAAAAAGCAUGUCAAGAUCCUGAGUCUUGCAGAGCACAUUGCCUGA
Molecule: messenger RNA, 2016 nt
Organism: Oldenlandia corymbosa var. corymbosa
Lineage: Eukaryota; Viridiplantae; Streptophyta; Magnoliopsida; Gentianales; Rubiaceae
Source: the annotation of a GenBank genome assembly